GUAUGGCCUUAGUCUCAUCUCUCACAAGCAAGGUGGAUCAUCUCUUAUCUCUUUCCCAUGGCCUCACCACAAGCAACCAAACUGUCUCUUAUAAUCAGAUCUCAAAGGUUGGCUUGUUGGCAGCACUGAGACAUCAACCAUGGUUUCUCUCUUUCACUCUUAAAAUCAAUUAACCCUAAAAACACUUUUUCAGUAUUAAUCCCAAAAGUUCCUCUCUCAUCUCUCUAUCUCUUUCCAUUAAAACAAUUCACAAGCAAAAAGAUCUGAGCUCUUAAAUGAGUUUAAGAUCUUCUUCGGUUCCUCCCUGCAAGAACUGGGUCUUACCUCGUGUACUUUCUCUAACCUCAAUUAAAUCCUUUUCAGGGCUUUGAUUUUAAUUAACUCAAGACGAAAAAUGGAUAUGAGAAGCCAUGAAAUGAUAGAGAGAAGAAGUGAUGACAAUGGAAACAAUGGUGCUGGUAACAUCAGUAGCAUUAUUACUAAUGAAGAUAAUUGUAACGGUAAUAAUAACAACAACACUCGUGUCUCUUGCAACUCUCAAACCCUAGAUCACCACCAAUCUAAGUCUUCCUCCAUCUCCGCCGCCGCUAAAACCACCGUAUGGUACCGGGAGUGUCUUAAGAACCACGCGGCGAACGUCGGAGGUAGUGUACAUGAUGGAUGCGGCGAGUUUAUGCCGAGUGGUGAAGAAGGAACAUUAGAAGCUCUCAGAUGCGCUGCUUGCGAUUGCCACCGUAAUUUCCACCGGAAAGAAGUCGACGGUGUUGGAAGCUCUGCUCAUCCCCACCGUCACCACCACCAGUACGGCGGAGGAGGAGGGAGAAGACCGCCGCCGCCGAACAUGAUGCUUAACCCACUCAUGCUUCCUCCACCGCCGAAUUACGCUCAGAUGCACCACCACAAGUACGGAAUGAGUCCUCCUAGUGGGAUGGUGACGCCGAUGAGCGUCGCUUACGGCGGAGGAGGUGGAGGAGCUGAGUCGUCUAGCGAAGAUCUGAAUAUGUACGGACAAUCAAGUGGAGAGCACGGAGGAGGUGCCACGUUGGGGCAGAUGGGGUUUUCUAAGAAACGGUUUAGGACAAAGUUCACAACGGAGCAGAAGGAGAGGAUGAUGGAGUUUGCGGAGAAGCUAGGGUGGAGGAUGAACAAGCAAGACGAAGAAGAGCUCAAGAGGUUCUGUAAUGAUAUCGGAGUUAAGAGACAAGUGUUCAAAGUGUGGAUGCACAAUAACAAGAACAAUGCCAAGAAACCAACAACAACAACAACACCAGGAACUCUCUAAGGGCGAAAUGAUUAAGUACCUAAUUGAGAGAUUAUGUCAGAGAUUUUCUUUUAAUCUAUUGUUGUUGGUUUUUUAAUGUUAUCUAGGUUUUUGUAGCUUGUACGAUCUUUGGAUCAAUCAAUGGAUGCUUUGAUUGCGUAGUUAAUGUUUUUAAUUUGGUUUGCUU
Molecule: messenger RNA, 1448 nt
Organism: Brassica napus (rape)
Lineage: Eukaryota; Viridiplantae; Streptophyta; Magnoliopsida; Brassicales; Brassicaceae
Product: zinc-finger homeodomain protein 5-like
Exons: 2
Coding region: 395-1282 (295 amino acids)
Biological process (GO): regulation of DNA-templated transcription; regulation of developmental process
Cellular component (GO): nucleus
Molecular function (GO): transcription cis-regulatory region binding; DNA-binding transcription factor activity
Source: RefSeq, a predicted model, not a curated record